UUAAAGAGAUUGCGCAGCGUCAAACGUGUCGAGUAAAUCAGCUGAUCGCGUGCUUCUUCGUUCUCGCGUUAUACAAAGUAUUUUUUCGAGUAUCGUGCUGUAAUACUAGGCGAAUUAAAAUACGGGGAAGAAAAUGAAUUUGUCGACGGUCGAAAACAGUGAACAUUGUGACUAUCGUAGUCCCUUGGCAACGAGAUACGCCUCGAAGGAAAUGCGCUACAACUUCAGCGAUCAACACAAGUUCAGCACGUGGCGGAAAUUAUGGAUUUACUUGGCCAAGGCAGAGAUGGAACUGGGUCUAGCCAUCACCCCGGAGCAAAUCGCCGAGAUGGAGGCUCACGCGAACGACAUAGAUUUCGAAGCGGCCGCGAGGGAAGAAAAGGCAACCAGACACGACGUCAUGGCCCACGUUCACGUUUUCGGGAACCAGUGUCCAAACGCCGCUCCGAUAAUUCAUUUGGGUGCAACCAGUUGCUACGUCGGUGACAACACGGACUUGAUAAUUCUUCGUCAAGGAUUCGACAUUCUUCUGCCAAAGUUGGCCAACGUUCUGUCGCGUCUCGCGGGAUUCGCCCGUCAGCAUCGCGAUUUACCGACCUUGGGUUUCACUCAUCUCCAACCGGCGCAACUUACGACCGUUGGUAAACGAGCCACCUUGUGGCUUCACGAUCUUCUGAUGGACGAGAGGGCUCUUCGUCGUGCCAGGGACGACUUGAAGUUUCGUGGAGUGAAGGGCACCACUGGUACUCAGGCUUCGUUUCUCCAAUUGUUCGACGGUGACGGAGAGAAGGUGAAGCAGUUGGAUCGGCUGGUAACCAAAAUGGCAGGAUUCGAGAAACAUUAUCCCGUGACGGGGCAAACUUACAGCAGAAAAGUCGACGUUGAAUGCUUGAACGCUUUGAGUUCUUUGGGUUCCACCGUGCACAAGAUCUGCAGCGACAUUCGAUUGUUGGCGAACAUGAAAGAAGUGGAGGAACCGUUCGAGAGUACUCAAAUUGGCUCGAGCGCAAUGCCGUACAAAAGGAACCCAAUGCGCUCGGAGAGGUGUUGCAGCAUAGCGAGACACUUGAUGACUUUGGCCAACAAUGCUCUGCAAACGGCAGCCGCUCAAUGGAUGGAGAGGACCCUCGAUGACUCUGCUAAUCGAAGGAUCACCUUGUCUGAGGCGUUCUUGUCGGCGGACGUGAUUCUAAUGACACUUCAAAAUAUCACGGAGGGCAUGGUCGUUUAUCCGAAAGUCAUUGCCAGGCAUAUCGCGCAAGAACUGCCGUUCAUGACCGCUGAAAAUAUAAUAAUGGCUAUGGUGAAAGCAGGUGGUGAUAGACAAGUCUGCCACGAGAAAAUAAGAGUGCUGUCUCAAGAAGCUGGCGCGCAGGUGAAGCAGCACGGCAAAGACAACGAUCUGGUCGAAAGAAUCAAGAAGGAUCCGUACUUUGCUCCGAUCCUGGGCCAGUUGAACGAUCUUCUGGAUCCACGAACGUUCGUUGGUAGGGCACCCGAGCAGGUGCUCGAAUUCUUAGAAGAAGAGGUCCAUCCUGUGCUGGAAAAUUACCAAGGGCUUCUAGGCGGUAGCGUGGAGCUCAACAUUUGACCAAAGGAAGAUACGAAUCUUCGUUCUCGAAGGAAGGAAGGUUUCUAAAGAAUUUCGUGUUGUUGUUGUUGUUGUUUUUUCUCUUUUUUUGUAUAAAAGUUGAGUCCGAUCUUUUGCUAUUUUUUUUACAUCUCCCAUUCCGAAAGCAAAACAAAGUGAUGCGUAAAACAGUGUUAUUAUUGUAAACUUUACAGAAAUUAGAACUGAAUAAAAACAGGACGAACGUAAUGUACACCGUUUCACAGUUACUGCGCACGCUUCUCUCACGUCUGAUAGUUAUCCUUCGUUACAAUCAUAAGAUAGCAAUUCGAUUGAAAUUGUCAGAGACUUCUCGACAACGUAGCUGCUGUGAUAGCGAGCGAAGAUCGAGUGGAAGGAAUAUAGAAUUUUUAAG
Molecule: messenger RNA, 1985 nt
Organism: Frieseomelitta varia
Lineage: Eukaryota; Metazoa; Arthropoda; Insecta; Hymenoptera; Apidae
Gene: Adsl
Product: adenylosuccinate lyase
Exons: 6
Coding region: 134-1591 (485 amino acids)
Biological process (GO): 'de novo' AMP biosynthetic process
Cellular component (GO): cytosol
Molecular function (GO): (S)-2-(5-amino-1-(5-phospho-D-ribosyl)imidazole-4-carboxamido) succinate lyase (fumarate-forming) activity; N6-(1,2-dicarboxyethyl)AMP AMP-lyase (fumarate-forming) activity
Source: RefSeq, a predicted model, not a curated record